UCACACGCUUCGGAGCACAGCGCGACACGUUUUCCAAAUGUCAGGCUGUUGCUUUGUCCAAUUAUAGGGCGUAGUAACCCCACAUCCUGCUGCCGCCCCACCUCGUAUCCUGCUUUGUCAGGUCCACGUGAGACAUGACAGAGGAAGGAGGACACUUACAGCUGCCCAGAGCUGAUGCUAUUCGGUCACGGCUCAUUGACACCUUCUCCCUCAUAGAGCAUUUGCAAGGCUUGAGCCAAGCUGUACCAAGGCACACUGUCCGGGAGAUACUUGAUCCUUCUCGUCAGAAGAAACUCAUGUCAGGAGAUCAGCACCAGCUAGUGCGCUUCUCCAUAAAGCCGCGGCAUAUGGGCAUUACACAUUCCCAGCGGAUGCUAAGCCGGCUUCAUGUGCGGUGCAGCCAGAGACCACCUCUUUCCUUGUGGGCUGGAUGGGUUCUUGAGAGCCCUAUCUUCUCGAAUUUCAUCAUCUCCCUCAUCUUUCUGAAUACAAUUGUGCUGAUGGUCGAAACAGAGUUGAUGGAAUCCACAAAUACUAAAUUGUGGCCGUUGAAGCUGACUUUGGGGGUAGCAGAUUGGUUUAUCCUGCUUAGCUUCAUUUUAGAGAUCGUUCUAAUGUGGAUGUCCAGCUUUCUUCUCUUCUGGAAGAGUGCUUGGAAUGUCUUUGACUUUACUGUUACCACGUUGUCUCUGCUCCCUGAGUUUGUGGUGUUUAUGGGAGUCUCGGGGAACUCCGUGUGGCUCCAGCUGCUGAGGGUUUCCCGGGUGCUGAGGUCUCUCAAACUGUUCGCACGAUUUCGUCAAAUUAAAGUUAUCAUUUUGGCUCUGGUCAGAGCUUUGAAGAGCAUGACGUUCCUCUUGAUGCUGCUGCUUAUUUUCUUCUACAUUUUUGCUGUGACUGGAGUCUACUUCUUUGAAGACUAUUCCCGUUCAACUAUCGAAGACCUGCAGUACAACAUGUUCUUCUCGGACCUACUGAAUUCCCUGGUGACAGUGUUCAUCCUCUUCACCUUGGAUCAUUGGUAUGCAGUACUUCAGGAUGUCUGGAAGGUGCCAGAAGCUAGCCGUGUCUUCAGCAGCAUCUAUGUCAUCCUUUGGUUGUUGCUUGGCUCCAUCAUCUUUCGAAACAUCAUAGUAGCCAUGAUGGUUACUAACUUUCAGAAUAUCAGAAAUGAGCUGAGUGAGGAGAUGACCCACCUGGAGGUUCAGUAUAAAGCUGACAUAUUCAAGCGGCGGAUUAUCCAGAGGAGACAAAAUCUAUCCCCUGAAUUAGCAAGAGAAAUCAGUAAAGAAAAUCCCUCCAAACAGUUAUCAGAAGCUUUUAAAGAAUCUGUCAUCAUUGAUACCGAGAAAAGUGAUAUUGAGAAAAGUGAGGUUGGGAAAAGCGAUGAUGAGGGAAGUGACACUGAGAAAAAAGAUGCCGACAAAAGUGACUCUGAGAGAAGUGACUCUGAGAGAAGUGACUCUGAGAGAAGUGACUCUGAGAAAAGUGAUUCCGAUAAAAGUGAUUCUGAGCAGGAUGAAACUAAAAAAUCACAAAAAGACUCAUCAAAAGGAAAAAUCUUUUCCUCUUCCUCUUCCUCCACUCCUUUACCUUCCUUAAGCUCCUCUUCAGCUGAUCAUGAAUACAUUGAGAAGCUGGACUGGGAGACCCUUGUGCAUGAGAACCUACCUGGGCUGAUGGACAUGGAUCAGGAUGACCGUGUUGUUUGGCCCAGAGAUUCACUCUUCCGAUAUUUUGAGCUACUGGAAAAGCUUCAGUAUAACCUAGAGGAGCGCAAGAAGUUGCAAGAAUUUGCAGUUCAGGCACUGAUGAAUUUUGAAGACAAGUAAAGAUGCAAGGGAUGAUGGCUGUGUCUUUGGAACAAGCAAAAGCUAAUGAAGAAAAUAGUUGGAAAUAAGAGAAUUCAAAAUAUAAAUAUCUAAUAAA
Molecule: messenger RNA, 1929 nt
Organism: Psammomys obesus (fat sand rat)
Lineage: Eukaryota; Metazoa; Chordata; Mammalia; Rodentia; Muridae
Gene: Catsper2
Product: cation channel sperm associated 2
Exons: 13
Coding region: 135-1832 (565 amino acids)
Biological process (GO): monoatomic ion transport; fertilization; sperm capacitation
Cellular component (GO): CatSper complex; membrane
Molecular function (GO): calcium-activated cation channel activity
Source: RefSeq, a predicted model, not a curated record